CUGUGGCGUGUCAAGAGGGCGCUCAAGAUGGAGCCCGAGAAGCAGAUCCGUGAGGCGCUCGACGUCGUCCACGGCUACGCCGACAGGAUCGUCCGGAGGUGCCGGGAGAGAAGGGAGGCCGCCGGGCCGGAGAGCAGGGGCGACUUCCUGGCGCACAUCGCCGCUCGCGACGACCUCGGCGACGAGAACCUCCGGGACGUCGUCACCAACCUCCUCCUCGCCGGGCGCGACACAACGUCGGCUGCGCUGACAUGGUUCUUCUGGCUGGUCUCCGGCCGGCCUGACGUCGAGAGCAAGAUCGUGGGCGAGAUCCGCAGAGUGCGCGGCGGAUCACCUUCGACGACGACGACGACCUUCACCUUCGACGAGCUCCGGGAGAUGCACUACAUCCAGGCCGCCAUCACCGAGUCGAUGCGGCUGUAACCGCCGGUGCCCUUGGGCAUGCACUGCUGCAAGCAGGACGACGUCCUGCCGGACGGCACGUUCGUCGGGAAAGGGUGGACGGUGAACCACUCCGUGUACGCGAUGUCACGGCUGGAGGAGCUGUGGGGCAAGGACUGCGAGGAGUUCAGGCCGGAACGGUGGCUCCGGGAGGACGGCACGUUCCAGCCAGAGAGCCCGUUCAGGUUCCCGGUGUUCCACGCGGGGCCAAGGAUGUGCCUCGGCAAGGAGCUGGCCUACAUCCAGAUGAAGUCCAUCGUCUCCUGCGCCUUCGAGAGGUUCAGCUUCCAGUACCAUGGCGGCGAGGAGCACCCUGGGCUGGACUACACCAUCACGCUAAGGAUGAAAGGCGGUUUGCCGAUGCAAGUGACCAAGCAGAGGCCGGGGCCAGAGGCAGAGGCAGGGUAAUUAAACUGUUGUACCUGUGCUACUACUAUUUUGCAUGUAACAUUCACAGCCUCCGAUGAAGGCACAUCCAUCUCGAGCCCAGUCUUUCGGUUGUUAUUGCUUUGUUAUUCUUAGAUAAUAAGAAAUAAAGAUAAAAUACGUGGGUGGUACUUGAA
This is a messenger RNA of Panicum virgatum (switchgrass), 1004 nucleotides long. Its product is annotated as cytochrome P450 94C1-like. The coding region runs from base 442 to 849 and encodes 135 amino acids. The record is from RefSeq and is a predicted model, not a curated record. The transcript has a single exon. Gene Ontology annotation, molecular function: iron ion binding; oxidoreductase activity, acting on paired donors, with incorporation or reduction of molecular oxygen; monooxygenase activity. Lineage: Eukaryota; Viridiplantae; Streptophyta; Magnoliopsida; Poales; Poaceae.